This is a messenger RNA of Paramacrobiotus metropolitanus, 1399 nucleotides long. RefSeq names its product trafficking protein particle complex subunit 5-like. Gene Ontology annotation, biological process: endoplasmic reticulum to Golgi vesicle-mediated transport. The record is from RefSeq and is a predicted model, not a curated record. The transcript has a single exon. Bases 429 to 1079 code for a protein of 216 amino acids. Lineage: Eukaryota; Metazoa; Tardigrada; Eutardigrada; Parachela; Macrobiotidae. Gene Ontology annotation, cellular component: TRAPPII protein complex; TRAPPI protein complex; TRAPPIII protein complex.
AGGCUGCAGCCGUGCUGUGAUUAAUUUUGACAACAACAAUUUAUAACAUUAGAACUAAAAAUAAAAAAACGCUAAACUGUAAAAGUUUUGGUUGGUAGAACUACAAAAGUAUAGUGUUUCCAGUUUUGCGGACGUUUGCCAAUUUUUGACUGAUUUUCCCUGAUAACAGGCAAACUGGAAAACAUAUUUUUAUCAACAGAAGUAGUGUAUGACGCUCAUGCUCCGGGAAACCGUAACUGUGGCCAGCUGUCUACGACUGACUCUUCCUCUUAUUAGUCUUGCCAUUUGGUUCAGAUUCAGAAUCCUGGAUGUGCCAGUUCCUACUAACAGAAAAACCUAGGAUAAUUUUUCCCUUUAAAGAUUCAAGUUGAUUGAUGAUCCCGUACGGUAACUGUUGUUGUAACAAGAGUGCUUAAACCAUUCCGACAAUGAGUGCAAGUGCCAGUCAGUCAGUAUUUCACAUUGGAGAUGUGAAAACUCCGCUCGGAAUCCAGACGUUUUUAUCCGCAGACUCUCUUGGAUCAUCGGUCUAUGAUCAGUCGCUGAAGAAGGACGCUGUAUACUGGCCGAUUAAUACGUUUGCGCUUUUGUUUUCUCAGGCGAUUGAUUAUUAUCAGCAUCGUGUCGAUACCGUGCGCCAGCUGGAAGAGAGGUUGUCUGCUCUUGGCGCACAGGUUGGCUCGCGAAUGUUGGAUCACUUUAUGUAUAACCACCAGAAGACCAAGCGCGAGCAACGCGUAUUAGCAAUGCUUGUGCUGGUGAAGGGGCCUCUAUGGAAAUAUUUGUUUGGCAAGGAUGCCGACCAGUUGGAGCAGUCGAAUGAAGCCGAGGGGACAUAUUACAUUAUUGAGAAAGAUGCUGUAACCAAUCGGUACAUUUCCGCUUCGAUUACAAAAGAGAAAUCCACUACGGUGGAGCGAAAUUGUGGAGCUUUCCUGGCUGGUUUGGUACAGAGUUUCUUAACAGAUUCUGGAUUUGCAUGUGUUGUCAAUGCACAUGCACAUAAAGGAACGACUCUGGUGGUUGAUUUUGACAAAGCUGUUAUUGCCAGAGAAAAAACUUUAGAAUCCACAAAAUGAUUGACAUUCGGAGAAACUAUUACUCGUACAGAGCAUGCGUUUUCAGCCGAACCAAAUGUUUUUUGCUCUUCGAAUAUUGUGAUUGAGUUUUGUGUUUACUAAAAAAAUUGUGAAACUUAUGUGUGGUUUGGUGCUGUUCUGGCGCAAGUGUUACUUGUAUCGCAUUUUGGGAAUACAUCAUUCACUAAUUUAAAAAAUGUACAUCAUUAUUUUUAGUUAUCUAUAAUACAGUUUUGUUAAGUACUGUAAUUUAUUCAAUCUUUCUGUCACAUACAAGUUACUUGAAGCAAAGCAAAGCACCCAUUGACCGCCGCGAAUAC